This is a messenger RNA of Penicillium cinerascens, 1206 nucleotides long. RefSeq names its product LSB5 family protein. Gene Ontology annotation, cellular component: actin cortical patch. Lineage: Eukaryota; Fungi; Ascomycota; Eurotiomycetes; Eurotiales; Aspergillaceae. Bases 1 to 1206 code for a protein of 401 amino acids. Gene Ontology annotation, molecular function: phosphatidylinositol binding; ubiquitin binding. The record is from RefSeq and is a predicted model, not a curated record. Gene Ontology annotation, biological process: endocytosis; actin cortical patch localization; actin filament organization. The transcript has 4 exons.
AUGUUUCAGUCAUCGAAACCCUACUCCGCGGUGACCGUGCAGAUUGAAGUCCUCACAAGCGAACAGUAUGAAGUGGAGGACUCCAGCGGUAUCGUCGACUUGAUCGAUGUCGUUCGCAUCCAAGCCAGCGGUCCCACAGAAGCCAGUCGGGCUCUGCGCAAGAAGCUGAAAUACGGCAACAUUCAUCGACAACUCCGAGCCCUUACAAUUCUCGAUUUUCUUAUCCAAAAUGCAGGCGACCGGUUCCUGCGUGAUUUCGCCGACGAGCCAUUGCUGGAACGGCUACGUAUCGCAGGAACGGACCCCGUUUCAGAUCCUCUUGUCAAACAGAAAUGUAAGGUUCUCUUUGGGCAGUGGGCUGCGACAUACAAGGAUACCCCAGGCAUGGCCAAGAUCACGGCACUCUACCAACAGCUUCCGAAGCGCAAGCAGCCCGCCACGCAAGCUAGAACCAAGGUUCUACGUGAAGGUGCAAAUACGAACGAGCCUCCAAUGGGACACACGGUAUCUAUCUCAACCGGUAACGGACCCGCCAGGACUCUCAGCAGCCCGAAGCAGAAGCCCAGCAAAUUCAAGAAGGACAAGUCGAAGGAGAAGAAACUUUCGGUCAGUAGCCGAAGCUUUAACCUUGAACGGGAGCGCCCGCAGAUCUUGGAGACUCUGGCUUCCGCCUCGGUUGCCAGCACCAAUCUGUUGAAUGCAUUGAAGCUUGUCAACCGUGAAACAACCCGUAUUAGCGAGGAUGCAGAGUGCAACAACCGAUUCGAAAUGUGUAAGAAGCUCCGACACCAGAUUCUCCGGUACAUCCAGCAUAUCGAGAGCGAGGAGUUCCUUGGCGGACUGAUCCAUGCCAACGAGGAGCUUGUGACGGCUUUGAUGGCAUUCGAGGUUUUGGAUAAGAGCUACGACUACGACAGCGACAGUGACGACGAUGUCUUGUCAGGAAAUUGGCGGUCAAAGGCUGAAAUGGAGGAAGAAAUGAACGAAAGCUUCAACGGACUGAGCGUUAACCCUCCAAAGCCGCCACGACCAGCUCGUCCCGUCAGCCUUUCGCUUGCUUCCUCAUCGCAAGGCACGCGACGGAUUUUGGACAGCGAAAGUGACACGGAGCCAGAAGAGGAAGAUGAUGAUGACCCAUUCGGAGACUCAAACGCCAUCAAGACCCCUGGAGUUGAGAAGACCGGAUAUUCCUGGAAAGAAGUAUAA